AUGUUUUAUUUGACACGUUAUUUUCAGUAUUACAAAAGAAUAUUUAAUAACUUACGUAAGUGUACUUUUCUCUUAUCUGCAACACUAGCGCGGUCUUAUCAAGGGUUUAGUUUGGUCUUUCGUGUCUCGCGGAAGACUAUGAUCAACAUGAGACUAAAUCGCUUUCUCUUUUUAGCAUUUCUGGUCAUAACAAGUCUUCUCGUGGUGCACAGUAAACCGCUUGCCCAAGAUAAUGAAGAAAAAGAGCGUUUGAAAAGAAAUGAGCCCGAAGAAGACGCACCUGACUCUUCAGGCGAAGAACAAACGAGUAAGGAAGUUGAAAACCCAGCGGGGGAUGAACAAAACGAGCCUACAGAAAAAGGGGAUGAAAAACAAAAUCAACAGAAUGAGCAAAAAAUAGAUCAUGAAAAUUCUGUUGAGCAAAACGGUGAAGAUGCUUCUACAAACGAAGCGGCUGAUGAAGCGGAAGAAAACAGCAAAGAUGAAAAGAGGAAAGGUUCCAAGAGAUGGCUCCAUCAUGGGUAUGCUGGUUAUGGAGGGUGGGGUUAUCCUAGCUGGGGUGGAAUUCAUGGAUAUGGAAUUUAUCCUGGUGCAUUUGGGCCUGGGUAUGGUCUGGGCGCUGGAUAUGGACUCGGAGCUGGUCUCGGAGCUGGUCUCGGAGCUGGUCUUAGCUGGCCUGGCUACUGGUAUAGGUCUAGUGUACCAAAAUACGCGAAAACUCAAGGUUCAUCGAAAAAGUUUGGUGUCGAGCAUCCUUUGGGCUAUGGUCUCGGAUAUUUUGGUGGUUAUGGUGGUUAUGGCGGUUAUGGUAUUUAUGGCGGUCUUGGCGGCCCGUGGAGUGGAUACUAUGGUGGGCCUUACGGGUAUGGAUUUGGUUUUCCAGGAUAUGGCUUUAUGCCAAACCCAGCUUUGUUUCCCACGUCCUUUUUCAGGUCUGGUGUUCCAACAAAAUCAGAUAAGAAAGGCGCAAACAGAAGAGAAAAUGUAGCUAAGAGAUUUUAUGGUUACGGCCAUUUUGGUGUUCCCGCUGGGUUUGGAUAUCCUGGCUGGGCUAAUUACGGACAUCCUGGAUUCGGUUUUGGAGUUCCUGCCUUCGGUAGCUAUAGCCCUUUCCUUGGGUAUGGACCUUUCGGUACUUGCUUCUAUAAAUCCAAAAUACCCAAAGACAAAAAGGACAGUAGUAAGGCGAAGCGAGACACAACUGGGAAAGUCCAUAAGAAAUGCUGUGGAGGAUGCGGAGGAUGUGGAGGAUUCCUGGGCUGCGGAGGCAGCUAUGGAGGACUUGGAGGAUGUGGUGGAUUUGGCCUUGGAGGAUGGGGUGGAUUAGGCUUAGGAGGAUGGGGUGGAUUUGGGCAUGGCUUAGGAUAUGGAGGAUUUGGCCACGGUGGAUGGGGAUGGGGCGGUUAUGGCUAUCCUCUAUCUGGUGGGUGGGGCUUAGGAGGCUAUGGCGCCUGGGGCCCAGGCUGUGGAUUCUACAGAUCAAAGGUUUCAGGACAUGAAAAACCGGAGAAACCUGAGAAUAAAUCGAAACGGGAGGCUGAUGACAAUGAACAAACAGAAGACAAAGCUGAGGAAGAGCAAGCACCAGAAAGCUCAGAAACAAAAGAUGACAAGAAAGACAAGAGUAACUGCGGCUGCGCACCACCAUCAUCGGACAACUCCGGAAACAACAAAGCUGGAAAAAGAAGUUGUUGCGGUGGUUCAGCAUACAUGGGAUUACCCUUUUAUGGAGGUUAUGGAGGAUACGGGGGAUGGUAUGGCUCGGGAUACGGCUAUGGCUAUCCUUUCCUAGGGUAUGGCGGGCUAGGUUUUGGUUUAGGUUACGGUCGUGGUUUAGGUUAUGGAGGAUGCGGUUUCCCCUGUGGAGGUUCUCUUGAGGUAAGAACUAAAAAAAAUAGAUGUUAUUAAAUUUUUUUAGGAUAUAUUAGAGCAACUUAUCAUGACGCUUACCAUAGGAACUAACAGAACUUACCUGCUUGGUAAGAUCUUAGGAGUGAGACAGUCAACAUUUCAAAUUCCAAAUUUUAAAUUUCAAGACGUUCUAAGUAUCCAAUAAUUUGCAUUUCGAUUUCCGUGAUUAAUUUCUAAAGUGAAACGUUGAAGGUUUAUUAUAAAUACUAUCUUUUAUCAUGCUAUAGCGACUGAUACCUUUAACACUGUGUAUGCAGACGAUUGAACGUAAGGGCGCAUUCAUCUGCUGAUUUAUUUCGCGAAAUUAGAUUGAGGAUCUGAGCCAGAACAACACAGGACAGUAGACUUGGCAAUUAUUGAGAUUUUGAGAGAAGUUAUUGUUUCGUUUUCUUAAAAGGCUUUUAUAGAAUUAUGACAAGAAAGUUUACUGAAAUUACGCUGAGAUGAGCUCGUGUCACUCAAUUAUCAAAACGUAACAAACCAAACAAAACAGACCAAGUCUUUUAGGGAAAUGUCCUUAUGAUUUGUUUUCAUAUGAGCCAAGCACAGACGUAAUUUCCAACUGCUUGCAUUGUUCGACGGUGUCUUUUUUUUCUUUGUAUUCGUUGCCUCAUGUAAAUAUCCAUAUUUUUAUUUAACUGAAGUUGAAGCGAGCGAACGCGUUUUUGUGAAACAAUUUGAGGUUAUAAUUAUCUAUAAUAAAUAGCUCCGGAUUGACUGUUUGGCCUAAACACGGUAGAGGAUAUUGUAGCCCCAUCAGCCGUACUUUCUCUGAUUUACAAACUUUAAUGAAAAAUAAUUUCUAAAAUUAAGUUAAAGAGGCUAAAAAUGAGAUCGGACUCGCGGACCAUUCAAAAUUUUUUCAGCUAUUGGGAGCCAUUUAUACAAAUGAUUCUCAUUUAUUACCCCAAGUUAAGUCGGUGGCGUGUUCUUACACGUAUCUCGAAAUGUCAAACACGUUAAUAAGAAGCUGAUUGGCCCUCUAUUUGUAUCAAAGAUAGUCUUAAGCAGGUAAUACCUGUUAGUCGGUAAAUCACGAGCCUGCUUUUUCCCUGUUUAUACAGCUUUCUUGGUAAAUUUCUACUGAUACAGCAUCUUCGAAGUCUUUUGCGCAGUAUAAGCUAAUCCCAUGUUUCAUACUCGUCACACCGACGCUCUUUCUACCUCUUAGUAAGCGGUCUUACGGUUCAGACGAAUAUACCUUCAAAAUCAGCAGCAAUUUCUCACGUAAAUUACGCACAAGCAUAUUAAAGCCCAAAACUAACCCCUAUUGUAACCUUUUUUUUAUAAUACAUCUGAUUUUCGUGCCAGACUACGCUGGUAACUCCCAUUCUCAAUUUUUUAGGUAACAUAAUUACGAUUUAGCUGUGAAACCUUACAAAUAUAAAUUUGAAAAGUAAUUACAUUCCUAUUUCUCUAACGUUUCAUUCUUAGGCCUAACAAAUGUAUGCAACAACUUCACGCACUUUACUUCUAUAGUUACGUGAGCUCGUUUCUGGGCUCUGUAAUGUGUGAACUGUGCAUUCAAAUCUCAUUUGCGAGCAAUCAUACUUUUUAUGUCAAUCAGGUUGUUGAUCCAUGUGAUUGUGGAUACACCACUAUGGCUGGUCCUUGCGGUUGUGCUUCUUGCUGUGGAAAGUCAAAGAUUUCAAAAGAGGAAAACGAUUCUCAGAAAGAGAAAAGGAGCGCGGAAGCUGAUAAAAAGAAGCAGUCUAAGCGAUGCGGAUGUGGAGGUUGUGGAGGUUGCGGAGGAGGAUAUGGAAUAGGUUUUGGUGGGUGUGGUGGCUGUGGAGGAUACGGUGGAUGUGGUGGCUGUGGUGGUUGUGGCGGAUGUGGCGGAUGUGGCGGAUGUGGCGGAUGUGGCGGAUGUGGCGGUUGUGGCGGAUGUGGUGGGUGCGGCCACGGCGGCUGGGGCGGUCAUGGAGAUUGGUAUGGUGACGUCGGACACGGGGACUGGUUUGGUGACUUAGGCCAUGGCUGCGGAGGAUGUGGUUGUGGGGGAUGUGGUUGUGGCUGUGGCGGAUAUGGAGGACAUUGUGGAUACGGAGGUCAUGGAUGGUAUGGACAUGGUGGUUGGGGUGGAUGCGGUCAUGGUUGUGGUGGCUGCGGUGGCUGUGGUGGCUGCGGCUGUGGAAUUUUCCGAUCUAAACUUGCCAAGAAUGACAAGAAACAAACAGAAAAGCAAGCGAAAGAUAGCUCGCAGCCCGCUCAAGAUAAGAAAGCAGCACCAGAUGCGGGAAAAAAGGAGGAAAAGGCAACUAAAAGGUGUGGACUUUGGGGUGGUUUUGGAGGAUGUGGAGGAUUCGGUGAUCUUGGUGGAUUUGGAGGUUGGGGAGUUGGCGAUUGGAACUUCGGUGGUUGUGGAGGUCCCUUCGGAGGCUGGGGUGGAUAUCCAGGUUACGGCUAUGGCUAUGGAGGCUGUGGUAGCUGUGGAAGCUGUGGAGGUUGUGGAGGCUUUGGGGGAUGUGGCUAUGGGGGUUAUGGUGGCUGUGGAGCCUCUUGUGCUGAUGCUGGACCGUGGACAUUUUUUAAUGGCGGCUGCUGUAAAUCUAACGUGGGUGAAAAGGGUUCUUCUGAUAGUGCUCAUGAUGAGAAGUCUCCAGGCAAAGAAGCUGCGCCAUUGUCUGUUCAACUAGCUGGGGGACCUACACCUAUAGCCAAAGCUGCCGCUGCUGGUGCUGUGAAACCCGGUCAACCAGAACCAGCACCAGCACCUGCUAAAACUCGGGAUCAACCAGCAGCCCGAGAAAAAGCUUCCAAACGCUACGGAAUCCCUGGCUUUGGAGGUUGUGGAUACUGCGGGGGCUGUGGACGUAGUUUCGGAGGCUUUGGAGGAUGCGGAGGGUUAGGAUAUGGAGGAUUAGGAUAUGGAGGGUUAGGCUAUGGAGGGUUUGGAUGUGGGGGAUUUGGUCAUGGGGGCUAUGGACUAUUGGGUCAUGGAUUUGGUUUCCCCGGCGGCUAUGGUGGUUAUGGCUGGGGAUUUCCAGGUUAUGGAUAUGGCUACGGUUUCCCAUUAGGUUUUGCUCGAUCAAAACUUCCUCAGAAGAAUAAAGACGUGAGGCCAAAUACUCGUGGGGAAAUCCCUGUAGCAGACGGUUAUGUACAAAAGAAGAAGCAAACUAUUCAUCUUGGAUAUGGUUAUGCCAGUGGUGACAACUAUCGUCUUGGAUAUGGAUUUGGUGGGAUGGGAGGUAGCUAACUCAAUUUUUUUUCCAAGUUCUUAUUUAAAAGUCAAUAAUCGUAAAUGUUUGAUUAAGGAAAGAAAAAAAUGGCCUGCCGGAAUCAAUUCUUACUACUCUGUUAUUCGGCGACCCCACAGCUGAGGUAGAGAGUAAUUAAUGGACUUCCAAUGAUCGUUAAACUUACUAACCAAAAACAAGUUAUCAAGUGUGACUAAUAAGAUUUAAUCCUAUUACAGCCAGUUCAAUAUUUAUGUUUUUGUCUUUGCAUACAUUACAGAAUCGUUUUCAUAAGCUCUUUUAUUAAGAGGUCUUAGUGCAAUUUGUAUGCAAGAUAUGGUUAUGUUCGCCUUUCCUAGGUUUAGCUGGCUAUCAUGGAGUUGGUGGCGUUACUGGAACAUCCGUCUAUCGAUCUAAGAUUCCAAAAACGAGUGUAAAGGGCUUUAAAAGAUGGGGCUGGGGACAUGGUGGGUAUGGCGGACACGGAUUCGGUCAUGGUCAUGGAGGAUGGGGAUAUGCGGCACCUUAUGGUCAUCCCAUUACCCAUCCGGGAUUCACAAGCAUCGGAUUUCCUGGACAUGCCCUGGCAACAUUUGACGUCAAAAACAGCAUCGCUCAGAAGCGGGGAAAACAAAAGCGACAGAUAGUUCCCUUUGGUGCAGUGAGUCCUGGUCCACUGGCUUUACCUGCCACUCUGCCUGCUCCACUUCCUGCUCUUGCACCUCUGGCUUUGCCUGCUACAUACCAUGCUCCUGUGUAUGCCCCAGUUGCACAUCCUGUUGCCGCUGUCCCUUCCUACGCCGCUGUGCCCGCAGCAGGCGUACUACCAGCGACUGCUUUACCUGUUGGCUGUGAGUAGACUUUCUUUGUGUUUGUUGCGCCUCCUGGUCUCACGACAAAGUUUUGAACUUUAUUGACGUCACUGCUAUGAUUGAUAAGGUCAAUGGUAAAUUGUGGUCGAUCUGAUUUUUACAAUAACAUCUCAUGUGCGUGCUGUUCUUGUUGUUUUAAUUUGUGUUAUGUAAUGACUUCUACAACAAAAUAUGAUUAUCAAAAUUAAUUGCAUGACCAUAGAUUCUGGUACCCUGAACUGUUAUAACUCACUUAGUUUUAAAUUUUGUGCCGUUUGUAUUGGCAUCGCUAUGUAUUUCGUCGCGGUCAUCUACUUCCAACCUUGCGAACCGAGAACCGACUUUCUUUUACCGUGCCUUUUCUUUCACCUAGACAAGUUCUUCUCCAAAUGUUACUCCGGGUAUACCGGUCAUAAAAGUCGGAAUUUCGUCACUGGCCACUUUUCAGAAAUUUGCAAUUGUUUUACGGAAGUAAACUUCUUCUCCGAUAUGGCGUGGAUUGCUCAGCGUUGCGUUACAUGUUGCAUCAUUUCCAUCUCCGAUUGUUCUCGACUAAUGAGCGCGCGAGAAUUUUCACAAUAAUUGUUAUUAUUAUUAUUAUCAUUAUUACUUAAAUUAUUAUCACUGUUUCCCUAUUGAAUGUCAUAGCAUGUUAACAUGGGCUUAUCUGAUUAAAUUAUAGUGCACCUUGGUGGACCAGCCGUUGCCGGACUGGCGCUAGGCCGCUCUAAUAUGCCACAAGGUUUUGGACCUUUUGGUAACAUAAAAAGAUCCGAAAUGCCAGAAAAAUGAUUCAACACUUUAUAGGUGAGGAAAGCUCAAACGGUAACUGAACUUGCAAGCUGGCCCCCACUCAAGGGUUUGUUCAGCCAUGUAUUAAAUAGGCAAACACGUCAGCUCUAGUCUUCUCAUUUUAUUUUUGUCAUUCUUUGGUCUUGGUAAUGUUGCCAUGACGACCCCGAAGCGUAUAGCAUGAAUUUUAUUUUUUAUCAGUUUGGCCUCUAUUUGCUUUAACAACAACCCUCUUCAGAUUAAAUGGCGAAGAUGAUUGACUCUGCAAUUGCUGUGACUCGUGUUCGUGUUAACAGUAACUGCUCCUGUCCUGUUACAUACGUUCUUUUCCGCAUCUUUUUUUGUCGUCGAAUGCCCUGUAUUCUCUUUAUUAUUUCUAAGAGUAGAAUGUGUGAAAAAGAAUCCCAGUUAGAUGAAUACUCGUUGAAAAUGACUCACCAUGAUAUCAAAGCUGCAAUUAUCACUUCUGCAGAACUUAUGCAAAGAGAGAGAGAGUUCGAAACGCGGUUAACUGUAUGACCGUGACUUCCGUUAAUUUAUAUUUUGGUACCUUACAUAGAUUUCUCUCAAAACUCUUCUCGAUAGACUCGGUGCUUUCCCUUCCCAUCCACAGAGCUUCGUAUCACGUAGAGAAAAAAGAGAGACAAAAGGAAGGGAUGGAGGAGGGGAUCAGCUUUUUUGUCAAAGAAAAUUGAUGUCUUCUCUCAUCUUCUUCUCUGUAAAAUUGUUCUUUUCCCUUGCAGGUUGAAACAAAGAACGUAGAAACUUCAUCGUAGAAGAAAUCACAAGAAAGAAAUGAAUUUUUGUUUUGUAUCGUUAAAGGAAAGAGCUUUGUUAAGAAGUGUUAUGGUUCAUUUUUUUAAUUAUCUACACGGUGCAGUCAUGUUCCUGAUCUGCACACAGACAGUAAAUAAUUUACCAGAAACGUUUUUAAUUUCAAGUUGUCAAAAAUAAAGUGACAUCACUGAUUUACAUAUGAUUGGUUACUCUUCUUCUCCAUUCUCAUUCUUUUAAUUAUCAAAAUGGAUGUCCUUGAAUGAGAGUAUAGCACAAUUCAGUGUCAAUCAUGGUCGGUCUUAAAGAAAAAAAAAAGAUUAUUUGACAUUAUGACGUGUCAUGACGGCUGAGAGAUUAAUAAUUACUUUUAUCUAGG
Pocillopora meandrina is the source of this 7886-nucleotide messenger RNA. NCBI's taxonomy places the organism in Eukaryota, Metazoa, Cnidaria, Anthozoa, Scleractinia, Pocilloporidae. The record is from the annotation of a GenBank genome assembly.